Acanthisitta chloris (rifleman) is the source of this 616-nucleotide messenger RNA. RefSeq names its product claudin-3-like. Gene Ontology annotation, molecular function: structural molecule activity. The annotation marks the transcript as partial. Gene Ontology annotation, cellular component: plasma membrane; bicellular tight junction. The record is from RefSeq and is a predicted model, not a curated record. Gene Ontology annotation, biological process: cell adhesion; bicellular tight junction assembly. The transcript has a single exon. NCBI's taxonomy places the organism in Eukaryota, Metazoa, Chordata, Aves, Passeriformes, Acanthisittidae.
UCCGUGGGUUCUUCUCCGCCAUCGCUUGGAGCUCCUCAGUCAACCGUCCACCAUGUCCAUGGGGCUGGAGAUCGGUGGUGUGGCCUUGUCGGUGCUAGGUUGGUUGUGCAGCAUCAUCUGUUGCGCGUUGCCCAUGUGGAGGGUCACGGCCUUCAUCGGCAACAACAUCGUCACGGCCCAGAUCAUCUGGGAAGGGCUUUGGAUGAACUGCGUGGUGCAGAGCACAGGGCAGAUGCAGUGCAAGGUCUACGACUCCAUGUUGGCGCUGCCGCAGGACCUGCAAGCCGCCCGUGCCCUCCUGGUGGUGGCCAUCGUCUUGGCCAUCCUGGGCUUAAUGGUGGCCAUCGUGGGCGCCCAGUGCACGCGCUGUGUGGAGGAUGAGAGCACCAAAGCCAAGAUCACCAUCGUCUCCGGCGUCAUCUUCCUCCUCUCCGGUGUCAUGACCCUCAUCCCUGUCUGCUGGUCGGCCAACACCAUCAUCCGGGAUUUCUACAACCCGCUGGUGCUGGAUGCGCAGAAGAGGGAGCUGGGCACCUCGCUCUACGUGGGCUGGGCAGCCUCUGCCCUCCUGCUGCUGGGGGGGUCCCUGCUCUGCUGCUCCUGCCCCCCCAAAGAG